GGUGGGUAAUCCUCCAGAAUCUCCAUCUAAGGACAUUCGUCAUGCGUCUGGCUGGCAGGUCUCAAACCCGUUGAUUUCUUUGGUCUCAUCUGUUCUACGAAAUGGCGAAGAUGACAUGACUCAGCUUUAUGCACUGAGAACAAUAGAGAACAUAUCUAGUCAAGGAGGGUACUGGGCAGCUCGUUUCAUUAGCCAGGAUGUGAUUAGUAACCUGUGCUAUAUCUUUAGGGCUCAAGGGAAACAGGAGAGCAUGAGACUCACAGCCGGAUCUUGUUUGGUACGUUUAGCUCGUUUUAACCCUCCAAGCAUCCUGCGAAUUAUUGAGAAACUCUCCUUUAAGGACACUGCAUCAAGCCUACAUAAGGGUAGUCCACGUGAGCAGCAAAUUCGCUUAAACCUUCUGAACAUGGCCAUGCUUGAAAUCACAAACAUCGGAAAGUACCUUCUUUCCCUGGCAGAGGAUAAGAAUCUCGUCCCUAACCUUAUUUCCCUUAUUGAGCAGGGAAGUGAAAUCUUGAAGGGCAAGGCUCUUAUUUUUGCUGCCCUGCUUUGCAAAAAUGGGAAGAGAUGGUUGCCACAGUUCUUUUGCAAUGCAAGACUUCUAUCAAACGUAGAUAGGCUACUAAAAGAGAAAGACAGCUAUUUGAAACUAUGUUUAGAUGCAUUUGCACAUACUGUGGCAUCAGUUGUACCAGGUUUGCUGGAAACUAUUACUGGGGAGAUUCAGCAAUCGUCGGGUGGGAGACGCCGCAUGCAAUUUGCUGGUCUCGCUAGUCGGAAUUCUGCAAAGAGUAAUAUUAAUUUGUUUCCUGUCAUUCUCAAUCUUCUUGGAAGCUGUUUGUUUAAGCACAGGGUGGUUGAUAGUGGAGUUCUACAACAAUUUGCUAAUCUACUUAGGUUGGCUGAGUCACCAUUCCAGGGCAGAGAUGAGUUCCAGAUAACACUUCUUAAAGUUCUCGAGUCUAUUGCUGAAGAACCUUCUGCUGUUCACCAAAACUGUGACAUUUUCGUUAGUCAGAUUCUUCCCAGUCUAGCUGUUUUAUAUAAAGGCAACAAAGAUGGCGAUGCCAGAUUUUUGUGCCUGAAGAUAUUGUUUGAUUCAAUGGUCAUCUUUCUGAAUGAAACAUCACAGAAUGAGCAAAAAUUAGAGGAUUUGAAGUCCAUAUCAAAUUCUCAUUUCCUUCCUCUUUACCCAUCUUUCAUUGAAGACGAAGACCCUAUUCCUAUGUAUGCCCAGAAACUUCUUGUGAUGCUCAUUGAAUUUGAGUACAUAGAGAUUUCAGACAUACUUCAAACAAAGACCAUUUCACAGUGCUUUGAAUUUCUGCUUGGUGACCUCUCAACUGCAAAUGUAAACAAUGUCAUGCUUUGUUUCACUCUAGCAUCUGCUCCAGAACUAGAGACUAAGAUAUUGUCUCAGCUAAAAGUUGUCAGAAAGAUCGGGAACCUUUUGGAGUUUGUCUGUGCUAAGGAAAUGGAAGAUUUUGUUGAGCCCACUCUUAAUCUGUGUAAAGCAUUCCUUUUGCGCCAAGUGGGCAGUAGGAAAGGAUUUAUUUAUGCUAAAGAUCCGAAUUUACUGUCUGAUAAUUCUUCUGAUGGAAUCAUUGCCCUUGAUCAGCAUGAAUGCAUAAGAGAUAUAGCAGACUUUGGUGACAAUGUUGGGGUCUUGCUCGAGUUGACUAAAUCCAAUGAGAUGAAUGUUGCUGACUUAGCUUCUGAAUGUCUAAUUUUGCUUUUCAUGGCAUCUCCGAGGGAAGCUACUACAGGUUUUUUGACUAACCUAUCAAAAGUCUCCGCCAUCCUGGAGUCUUGGAGUCGAGGCGUUCCACACUUGCUGUUGCAGCGGAUUCUUCAUGCCCUUGGUUAUUCCUGUCGACAAUAUCUAUCAUACUCCAUCAUACUAUCCUUGAGUAAACCGGAGAUAUUGAAAAUAGAAGCUAUUGUUUCAGAAAUCAAAAGUUCUGGUGUACCAGCUCUAGCUGAUGCUGCUUUGCGUGUGGCACUGGAGCUGCAGAGGCUCCCUCGUCGUAUUUGAGAUCAAUAGGGAGUUGAAGGAUGGAUGAUUAACCUGCUGUGCUUAUUCAUGUCAUGAACCUGCUGUAUUUCUUAAAAAAGUACUGACGGUUUUCAAGGCGCAUCUGUUUCUCUGCUUGAAAAUCAAUACAGGAACAGGUUUGACUGUUCAGGAAACACAUUGGAAGAGCCUAAGAAAAGAAUAUCUUAUGAGGCUUAGCUACAACUUCCUGUAUAAUCCAUGUAUACUUGUAGCAUCACUUGUAUUGAGCUGAGUCAUGUUUUUAAAAAUUUUAAGCAUAUGUUCCCA
Messenger RNA from Coffea eugenioides, 2323 nucleotides. RefSeq names its product serine/threonine-protein kinase RUNKEL-like. Bases 116 to 2035 code for a protein of 639 amino acids. The transcript is spliced from 4 exons. Gene Ontology annotation, biological process: phragmoplast assembly; cytokinesis by cell plate formation. Lineage: Eukaryota; Viridiplantae; Streptophyta; Magnoliopsida; Gentianales; Rubiaceae. The record is from RefSeq and is a predicted model, not a curated record. Gene Ontology annotation, molecular function: microtubule binding.